AUGUCCUCAACCAUCACCACCGCCAUUCCCUCCACCAUCGAUGCCGCAACCCUCAUCGCCACCCUCCAUAACCACGAAACCAUGAUCGCAGCCCUCUGUCCGGGCCUCAUCUCCUACGAAUUCAUCUCUGGUGACAAAUCUACCGAAGCUACAUACUCCGUCACAGACAAAAAGCCCAUCGGCCAGACCACCUACAAACUCACCCUCACCAACGUCCCCGACGGCAUCAACUCCCUUGUCAACGCGAAGCCGCCGGUCGGCUCGCUGACCAUCGCGGCGAAGUGGCGCGUGGUGGGGACCCAGCUCGUCGAGGAGGUCGAGAUUGAGGGAAACUUCAUGGUGAAGAAGAUGGCGAAGGGCAAUGUGGAGAAGACGCAUCCUGAGCAGCACACGAAGUUGAUUGAGUUGGCGAGGGCAUGA
Messenger RNA from Paraphaeosphaeria sporulosa, 420 nucleotides. RefSeq lists its product as uncharacterized. Bases 1 to 420 code for a protein of 139 amino acids. Lineage: Eukaryota; Fungi; Ascomycota; Dothideomycetes; Pleosporales; Didymosphaeriaceae. The transcript is spliced from 2 exons. The record is from RefSeq and is a predicted model, not a curated record.